GCAUUAGAAGCUCUAGGAUAUGGAGGAGCUGAGUUUCAGCCUAAUUUUAUUGCUCUGCUGAAUCAAUUCUGUCAGAAAAAAAAAGGUUGGACUUUCAGCUUUGUGAAGGCUGAUUGCAUUGGACCUUCGCAUGAUCCCGAGUUUGCUUGUAGUGCAGAAGUCAAAGGAAACAUAUUUCCUGAAUCCAGUAGGAAGAAAAAUAAAAAACUUGCAGAAAAAGAGGCUGCAUAUUUAGCUCUUCUGGCGCUGAAGAAAGAAUUUCCAGAUGAUAUUGAAGAAUUACCAGAAGAUUUUAAAGAUGACUCCAAAUCUGAAAACUGGUCUUGCUCUGGAAGCACUAGUGACUCUAGUAUGGAUAGGAGCAUAGCUGAAAGUGGACGGCAACAAUCAUCUCCUGCAUCUGAGCAUCAACAGAACUACACUGCAAUACUUAAUGAAAUCUGCCAGAGGAAAAAAUGGAUCUGCAAUUUUGUGGACACGCCCCUUGGUGGACCUUCACAUAAACUCCAAUUUACUUGCAGAGCAGAAAUCAAUGGCAAAAUCUAUCCUGAAAGUAAACCACAUACAACAAAAAAGCUGGCUAAAAAGGAUGCAACAUUUCUUGCAUUGAUUGAACUCAAAAAGGAAUCCCCUCAGGAUUUUCCGGAAAUCUCAUGUCGAUCCUGAGUGCAAGAUCUUCUAUUGUGAGUGCUAGUGAUUUAAGUCAAGAUAGAAGAACUGGUGAAAAUGGACCGGUCCAAUUAACUGAUGACUCUAGUUUGGAUAGAAGCACACCUGAAAAGGGACUUCAACAAUCAACUGCUGCAUCUGAGCUUCACCAAGACUACACCGCUGCACUUCAUGAAAUCUGCCAGAAGAAAAAAUUAAACUUGAAAUAUGUGGACACGGCCCUUGGUGGACCUUCACAUAAGCCUCAGUAAGUUACCAUAACAGA
Molecule: messenger RNA, 934 nt
Organism: Staurois parvus
Lineage: Eukaryota; Metazoa; Chordata; Amphibia; Anura; Ranidae
Source: the annotation of a GenBank genome assembly